Clarias gariepinus (North African catfish) is the source of this 3480-nucleotide messenger RNA. RefSeq names its product leucine rich repeat containing 24 (gene lrrc24). The transcript has 5 exons. Lineage: Eukaryota; Metazoa; Chordata; Actinopteri; Siluriformes; Clariidae. Gene Ontology annotation, molecular function: protein binding. The record is from RefSeq and is a predicted model, not a curated record. Bases 307 to 2076 code for a protein of 589 amino acids.
GAAAGGACAGGAGAGUGAGAGGAGUGUGUGUGUGUGUGUGAGAGAGAGAGAGAGAGAGAGUGCGCGCGCGCGCGGAUCUGAUCAAGUGACUGAUGCUCAUUCGGUGUUUGUGAUCCGCGGACCGGCGGGUGAUCGGAGGUGGACGGACCCCAGACCUCUGGCCUUUAGGCAGCACCGGACAAUUUCAGCUCUGUGAUGUCCAGCCGUCUAAACUAAACCCACCGAGAGCGGAUAAAAAACCCGCGAAACCGCGACACUCGGCACUCAGCACGACCCGCCUGUCAGCCAGGCGCCGUCUGUUCUGAGAUGGCAUUCCUCCUUCAUUGUCUUUUGCUUCUUCUGGUGCUUCUGCUCAUAUUACCCGUGUCCUGCAUCGGAUGUCCAUCUGGCUGCCGGUGCUACAGCCUGACAGUGGAGUGCGGAUCCAUUGGACUCAAAGAGAUACCGCGGGGAAUCGCUCAAGGAACGCAGACUAUCUUCCUGCAGGAUAAUGCCAUUGGUCAGAUCCGGGCAGAAGACCUGGCCGGUUUAGGAAGCCUGCACUACCUGUACCUGCAGAAUAACAGCAUCUCAUCCUUGGAGGCCAGUGCCUUCGUGAGUCUGGGCCAUCUUCUAGAGCUUGCGCUUAAUGGCAAUCGGCUCCACCUGAUUGCCGCUGAUGCCUUUCGUGGACUCGAGCACCUACGGAUCCUUUACCUUGCAGGGAACCACAUUAACCGACUAGAGGAUUACACCUUUCGUGGUUUGCAGCGUCUACAAGAGCUGCACCUACAGGAGAACACGAUGGAGGUGUUAGAUGAGCAGGCACUGAUGGGCCUGUCUUCUUUGGCUCUGCUGGACCUCAGCAAGAAUAACCUGCGUACCCUAAGCGCUGUCACUCUCCAACCUCUCAUCAGCCUGCAGGUGCUGCGCAUCACAGGUAAUCCAUGGCGUUGUGACUGUGCUCUUCACUGGCUCCGUAGCUGGAUAAACACUGAGGGUCAGCGGCUGCUGAGCUCAGCUGACCGGAGGCUGUUGUGCUCUGAGCCACCACGCCUCUCGCACCUGAGCCUAGUCGAGGUCCCAGCUAACAGCCUGGUGUGUAUCCCGCCUGCAGUGCAGCUCGAACCAAGGGAACUAAGUGUACGUUUGGGUGAGAGCAUUCGUGUGUCCUGCCAGGCCUCAGGUUACCCGCAGCCUCAGGUCACCUGGAGGAAGGUGUCUUACGGUAGGACACAGUUGUCACCACGAGGUUUAGUGCAAGAGGAAGGAACAGAUGGGGACAGCAGGAAGCCUGUGACAGCAAAGCCUGUAGGUAACGGGGGCAAUGUGGGGAACCGUUCCCCAACAGAGGAUGGUGGGGACAGGGAGAGCUUCGAUCAAGACACAGGCAGUGGAAUGCUGUUUUUGAGUAAUGUAACAGUGGCACAUGCAGGACGCUAUGAGUGUGAGGCUUGGAAUCCUGGAGGGGUUGCACGUGUGACCUUCAAUCUUGCUGUGAAUGUUUCAUCCUCAUCUUUGUCAUCAGGUUGGCCACACCUGCACCCCUCUUCAUCCUCGUCAUCAUCUUCUCAUCACCGCCCAUCCUUAGGGGAUGUCAGUCAGGAACCGUUGUACGAGCUUGAGAGCAUGGACUUCAGUGCCCUUGGCACAGCCACCCAAACAGCCAUCGCUGUAGGUAUCUCACUCCUGGCACUGACUGCCCUGCUGCUACUGUGCAUGAUCUACAGCCGCCACCGGCAGCGCCAGAAGGAAGAUGGUGCCUACGGCAAAGAGGAGAGCAUCCUCUAUGUCAACGACUACUCUGAUGGACCCACUACAUUUGCACAGCUUGAGGAGUAUCGGGAUGAACGUGGCCAUGAGAUGUACGUGUUAAACCGGGCCAAGCCUGUGCUGCCUCCACCACCCACUUCUGGCCAGCACAGGGCACUACAGCCUAGAGAAGUGCUCCAGGGUCAAGGCACCCUAACCUCUACCAUUGGACCUCGCAGAGCCCCAGCAGAGGGCAUUGAGGGUCCACCACCAGACCCAGAAGGACUAUUUAUAAACCAGAGUCUGCUUUUUGACACACAGAUCGCGUAUGAGAUUCAUUGCUGAAGAAGACUAAAAGCAGAUUGAUCAGAGAAGGCUUUCCAUAAGGCCAGGUAUAUAAAAGCUCUAUGUGUAUUGGACUUGAAGUCAGCCUGAUGGGAUCUCUGAUUAGUUUGCCAAUUUCUAUUCUAUAUUUUGGUUAAUGUUAGAUAAACAGGAUAAGCCGAAGAUUGUUUCAAAAGGAUAAAAGUGCUGGCUUACCUUGCACAGGACAAUAAAGGAUACAGAAUUUUCUGUCGCCUGACAUAAUGCUUUAGAAUUAAACUCCCAAAAAUGCCUAGGGAGCAACAGUAAUAUUACCGCCUCACAGCUCAACGGUUUCCGUUUGAUCUUGAGCAUGGGUUACUGUCUAUGCGCAGUUUAUGUGCAUGUUCCUCACAUGUCCCUGGGGGUUUCCGCCCACCCUUCAAAAUCAUGCCAGGUGAAUUGGCUGAACUAAAUUGCCCCUAGGUGUUAUUUAGUGUGUGAAUGUGUAUCUGUGUGGGUGCAUGGUGCUUAAUGAUGGACUGGUCGUUUUGUCCUGCCUCAUGCCCAGUGUUCUAGGAUAGGUUCUGGAUCCGGAGCAAUCACGGCCAUGCUAAAGCGGUUGCUAAAGAUGAAUGUUUUUUUUUUCUUUCUUUAGAGCCUGCCACAUAAACAUCUUGAAUUUUCAGAUGAACCCACUGAUAAGAAGAUAUUUCAUUUAUUAUUCACAAAGGGAUGAUGCUUGAGUACACUGACACACACUUGUGCUUUUCGGCAUAGUGAGUAAAGUGGAAGGCCACUUUUUUAUUCAGUUCAAACAUUUUUUUUUUUCUGUUUCAGCCAGACAGUGUGAAUAGUCCUGUCGUCUGUUCUCGCUGCCUAUUCACAUUAUGUCUUCAUAUUUUUAGAGCCUUUUAGUUUUUCAUUCCUCCUUCUAUGUGACUUUGAUGCACAUUUCCUUGUAUACGAGAAGACCAGUGAGUCACGGAGACAGAGACAGAAUGAAGUUAUGUCUGUGUUUGUGAUAGCAACAAACUACUGGAUUUAAUGUCUUUAAUUAGAUUCCUCGCUCUUUCUCAUACUCUUGACCUCUGUUUAAGUAACACUGUGAAAAAUCAAAGUCCUAGACACUAGAUUUCCUGAUCGAUUACCGACAUCUCUACGAUUGCAUUGUGCUCUGUAUGUCUCCAGAUGGCAUUUUGUAUGAUAUUAUAAUAUUGUUCUCUGGAGUGUAGGGUAUUUUUGCUGCUUUUUCUUUUUAAUCUUGCCAGGUUUGUACAGAAAAAGCCUAGUAAUUACUUCAGGGUAUAAAAACACUCAUCACAGCUGGUGACAGCAUCUGAAGGUGUUAAGCUUAAGCUCAGUACAAUAAUUUGAAGCAGUAUGUAUUUUUGUUUGCCAAAUGUCCUAUAAAUGUGACGUUUAUGUUUAGCUAAAUAAAAUCUG